This is a messenger RNA of Jaculus jaculus (lesser Egyptian jerboa), 1801 nucleotides long. It is a transcript of the gene Rtn4r, whose product is annotated as reticulon 4 receptor. The coding region runs from base 108 to 1529 and encodes 473 amino acids. Lineage: Eukaryota; Metazoa; Chordata; Mammalia; Rodentia; Dipodidae. The transcript has 2 exons. The record is from RefSeq and is a predicted model, not a curated record. Gene Ontology annotation, cellular component: plasma membrane. Gene Ontology annotation, molecular function: protein binding.
GGACCGGGCCGGAGCGGUGGCGCCUGGAUGCAGACCCGGCCGCGGGGAGACGGGCUCCCGCCCCGAAGCCACUUCCAAUCCCUGACGCGCCCCGCCCGACCCUUAAGAUGAAGAGGGCGUCUGCGGGAGGGAGCCCACUGCUGGCAUGGGUGUUGUGGCUGCAGACCUGGCAGGUGGCAGCACCAUGCCCUGGUGCCUGUGUGUGCUACAAUGAGCCCAAGGUGACGACAAGCUGCCCACAGCAGGCCCUGCAGGCCGUGCCCAUUGGGAUCCCAGCCUCCAGCCAGCGCAUCUUCCUGCACGGCAACCGCAUCUCCCAUGUGCCAGCUUCCAGCUUCCAUGCAUGCCGCAAUCUCACCAUCCUAUGGCUGCAUUCCAAUGCAUUGGCCCGGAUUGAUGCAACUGCCUUCACUGGCCUGACCCUUCUAGAGCAGCUGGACCUCAGCGACAAUGCACAGCUUCGUGCUGUGGACCCUACUACAUUCCAUGGCCUGGGUCGCCUGCAUACACUGCACCUGGACCGCUGCGGCCUACAGGAAUUGGGCCCGGGCCUCUUCCGUGGUCUGGCUGCCCUGCAGUACCUCUACCUGCAAGACAAUGGGCUACAGGCACUGCCUGAUGAUGCUUUCCGUGACCUUGGAAACCUCACACACCUCUUCCUGCAUGGCAACCGCAUUCCAAGCGUGCCAGAGCGCGCCUUCAGAGGCCUGCACAGCCUUGACCGCCUCCUCCUGCACCAGAACCGUGUGGCACAUGUGCAUCCACAUGCCUUCCAAGACCUUGGCCGUCUCAUGACACUCUAUCUGUUUGCCAACAACCUCUCUAUGCUGCCUGCAGAGGUCCUGGUGCCCCUGCGGGGCCUGCAGUACCUGAGGCUCAACGACAACCCCUGGGUGUGUGACUGCCGGGCACAGCCGCUAUGGGCCUGGCUGCAGAAGUUCCGAGGUUCCUCAUCAGAGGUACCCUGUAGCCUGCCCCUGCGCCUGGCUGGCCAAGACCUCAAGCGCCUGGCUUCCAACGACCUAGAGGGUUGCACCCUGACUGUAGGACCCUUCCGUCCUAUCCAGACCAGUGGAGCCACCAAUGAGGAACUGCUGGGCCUGCCCAAGUGCUGCCAGCCCAAUGCUGCAGACAAGGCCUCAGUGCUGGAGUCUGGGAGGCCAGCCUCUGCUGGCAAUGCCCUAAAGGGCCGUGUACCACCUGGUGACAACACACCAGGCAAUGGUUCGGGCCCACGGCACAUCAAUGACUCUCCCUUUGGGACCUUGCCCAGCUCCGCAGAGCCUCCACUGACUGUGCUGAGGCCUGAGGGUUCUGAGCCGCCAGGACUGCCCACCACUGGCCCUCGCCGGAGGCCAGGCUGUUCCCGCAAGAACCGCACACGCAGCCAGUGCCGCCUGGGCCAGACGGGUAGUGGGGGCAGUGGAGCUGGAGAUGCAGAGGGCUCAGGCACUGUUUCAGCCCUGGCCUGCAGCCUCAUGCCCCUGGGCCUUUCACUGGUGCUAUGGACAGUGCUUGGGCCUUGCUGACCAGCCACCAGGUGUGUGUACAUAUGGGGUCUCCCUCCAUGCCGCCAGCCAGAACUGGGGACAGGCUCCAUGGGCCCAGGCCAGGUCCUCCCUGAGGGACUCCUCCCCACCAGCCCACCCUCAUCUCCGCCCCGUCAUGUUUACAGGGUUCCGGAGAAGGCGUUUGUUCCAGAACGCCACCUCCUACCCGGAUCGCGGUAUAUAGAGAUAUGCAUUUUAUUUUACUUGUGUAAAAAUAUCAGAUGACGUGGAAUAAAGAGCUCUUUUCUUAA